GGCAGGUCGUUCGUCAGUCUGAGAAGAGGAGCAGCAGGAGACGGACCAGCCUCGUCUCCUUUCUAAUGCUCUCAUCACCCCUCUCUCCAACUCCUUUGAAACAACUCUUAUCCUCCAGGAUUGUCCUUCGUUGCUUCCCCUCUUCCUUUUUCAGUUGCACCUAUUUAUUUUUAUUUUAUUUUUUUGUUUACCCAACCCAGCCGUGCCCUCAACACCUCUAGAGAUGUGAGUAGAUAACGAGAACCUCCUGUCAACGGUGACUUGACUCCCCCGUGCUUCAGAGAACCGAACGUCCUCACCUCCAUCUCCGUUCUUUUGGCCGUUUAUCUUUUAACAAUGUAGGAGAAGCUGCGCUGUCAUCUCAGCGAAGAGGAUGCAAACUCUUGUUUUUGGUCUCCGCAUCUUACAGCUUUGAUUUUCCAGGAGGGGAGAAAUGAAAGAUUUGCGCGAGGGCAAAGUUUGAGGGUACCUCUUAUGGUUUCCCGCUCACCUGUCCGCCUGCACGCGCGUUCCCUUCUCCUUUUAACUAAUAAUAAGGAAGAUUAUCGUCAACAGAACAACUGACCAGCAACUUCAUAAAUACCCGAGUAUUGCCCCGUUAUUCUUUUGUGGAAUUUGGAAGCGGCAUUGGAGGAAUUUGAUGUGCGCAACGUUGAAGGAUAUGGCUUAAAUAAUGUUUGCGUUCAUGACAGCUGGAGUAAGGUCCGUCACUUGAGUAUUGCUGUCAGCUACUGUCGAAACCCAUCUAAAUGGGAGGAUACCUGGAGGACUGAGUAGGAUUCGGCGGUCGAUAAAAAUGUGGAUAAAACGGAGCGUUGCGCGCAGUCCGUCUGUUUUGAGGCCAGGCAGCUGUGUGGGGCAUCGAGUGUGGAUCCUGCUGGCCAUGACCCACCUCACCCUGGAUUUCUCCAUGUGCAGCCCUUUCAGUCAGGGCCUGGGGAUCAAACUCACACCCAAAUCGGUGCCUCGCUCACGGCCUCGCAUGCACCCCAUCUGGGACAUGCCCAACAAGCUUCACUGGAGAACAGUGAGCCCAUUGGCCCGCCGGCUCCUCAACCCUCUCCCUCCACCCCAAGACAACAGAGCAGGAAUAGGGCUAAGAGGCAAGAGUCAAAAGCAUCGGAAGCUAGCACAUAAAGGACAAGCAGCAUGUAAGGAGUGCUGGUUGAGAUACUUUCAAAAGGAGACAGGUGAUCCUUUGGCUGUAAUAGCAGAAGCUCCAGCAGCUUUACCCAGUGGCAGCAGAGGAGACACAGUGAGGUUGUUACUUAGAGCCAGGAGGCAGCUCAAAUGGGACAGCUAUGACAAGUCUCAGGAGGGCCGGACUACCACAGUGGCUGGAUUUAUUGACUGGGGACCCACAGGGACAGACAGCUUAGAUGGCGAUGACAAAUCGGAGCUGAAUGUAACGCUGCCCGCCAGGGUCUCAACUACCACAGUGGCUACGACCACUAGUACUACAACCAGGCCCUUCCCAAGGACGUUCAGUGUGGUGACCACACCACACCCCAAGAGGGCCAGCACCACCAAGGCCCCUGUCAGCUCCGAGACUGUCAAGCCACCAAAGCCAUAUGGGGAAACACCAGGUUUGGCAGUUCACCAGAUAAUCACAAUCACUGUGUCACUCAUUAUGGUCAUCGCAGCCUUGAUCACAACACUUGUCCUUAAAAACUGCUGUGCACAGUCGGGAAAUGGUCGCCACAAUAGCCAUCAGCGCAAGAUCCACCAGCAGGAAGAAAGUUGCCAAAACCUGACAGACUUCACCCCAGCCCGGGUACCGAGCAAGGUGGACAUAUUCACUGCCUACAAUGACAGUCUGCAGUGCUCGCAUGAGUGUGUUCGGACUGCCGUGCCCAUCUACACUGAUGAGAUGAUCCAGCAGACACCUGUCUACAAGACUGCCUACAACGGCAACAGGCCCUCCCCCACCGAAAGACAACUGAUUCCUGUGGCCUUUGUGUCAGAGAAAUGGUUUGAGAUCUCUUGUUGACACGCUUAAGGCCUCCUUCACUUCCUGUGGGUGGAAGAGACUUUCUGAAUUCACACUCUGGAUCCAGUUGGAAACAAGAAACACACAAAACAACUUCUUUUGUAAAAAUAGUGUGAUCACACUUUGGACACUGGUGAAGAUAUUUAUUUUUCUAGAGAUGACAAGCAGAGCAGCCAAAACGUUGCCCCUCCAUACUGUAUUUGCAGUCAUUUAGAUAUAGAUUAUAUAUAAGAAUAUUUACAGGAUGUGUGGGAUGAGACUGUGGACGUCACAGAUGUCUCAAGGAAAACAUUUGACAUUUGAGACAGAAACCCAAGGAGCUGCUGUGGGCAGAAGAUGAACUGUAUUUACGAACAAUGUGCCAAUAAUGCCACUAUGUGCCACAACCUGAAUA
This is a messenger RNA of Monopterus albus (swamp eel), 2384 nucleotides long. It is a transcript of the gene ajap1, whose product is annotated as adherens junctions associated protein 1. Gene Ontology annotation, cellular component: adherens junction; cytoplasmic side of plasma membrane; cell-cell contact zone. The record is from RefSeq and is a predicted model, not a curated record. The coding region runs from base 797 to 1990 and encodes 397 amino acids. The transcript is spliced from 6 exons. Gene Ontology annotation, molecular function: beta-catenin binding. Lineage: Eukaryota; Metazoa; Chordata; Actinopteri; Synbranchiformes; Synbranchidae.